AUGACGGAUCGUCUGGUGAUUGAGCAUGGCAAAGUGGUUACUUUGUCUCUGGAUGCACCUAAUCCGGCUCAAAAUCCCACCUGUCACCCCGCUUUACUCUCUUGGUCGAAAGCUAAGCUGGUUUCAUCGCCGACUUACCGGCUCGCAGAAUUCCGCCAGUCGGCACACUCGCAGAACACAGGCGAAUACAGCUUUCUCUGCACCGACCAGGCCGACAGUGGGAAAUGUCUGGCUUAUAUAGACGGCAGUAACCAGGUUCCAAUUGACCGAGACGCCUGGGUGACUACUGAUAAUACUGAUACCGUCGGCCCGGAACUUGUCCCUUUUCCUCUCGGCGCCUCCAGGCUCAGCCGAGAAAGAAGGCCCCCUGUGGCUGGUAUGUUGCACCUUAUUCUCAUCUUUCUCCAAGUCGUGCAAAAGGUCUUGAUUACAACUGAAAUUGGAGCAAAUAAAGAUAGUGUGACAGCUUUUAUGUCAGCAUCUGUCCAGAUGCGUGUGCGUGCGUGGUUGUGA
Messenger RNA from Protopolystoma xenopodis, 513 nucleotides. The record is from the annotation of a GenBank genome assembly. Lineage: Eukaryota; Metazoa; Platyhelminthes; Monogenea; Polystomatidea; Polystomatidae.